AUUUUCUUAACAGAGCAGCAUUUUAACCCCAGCCAAAAAAGUGCUGCUGCUAGGGAGGAUGUGUGCCAUACUUGCAGCCUGUCACUGCGGGAGGGUUCUUGAGUCGUAUCAAGGAGACGCCUGAGGCAGGAUCUUAAAGGAUUAUACUUUGACUAUGUAUUUUCAACAGUACUGGAGAGAUAAGAGACUGGCUUAUGCUGGCAUACCUCUCAACCUCACCCUUGAUAAUCGAGUGGCAGAUCAGCUCUGGGUGCCUGACACUUACUUCUUAAAUGACAAGAAAUCGUUUGUGCAUGGUGUUACUGUGAAGAAUCGGAUGAUUCGCCUUCACCCAGAUGGAACGGUGCUUUAUGGCCUCAGAAUCACAACCACUGCAGCUUGUAUGAUGGACUUGAGAAGAUAUCCAUUAGAUGAACAGAACUGUACUCUGGAAAUAGAAAGCUAUGGCUAUACAACGGAUGACAUAGAGUUCUACUGGAGAGGUGGAGAUAAUGCAGUCACUGGCGUAGAAAGAAUUGAACUUCCUCAGUUCUCCAUUGUGGAAUACAGACUAGUGUCAAAGAAUGUUGUCUUUGCCACAGGUGCCUAUCCAAGACUCUCACUGAGCUUCAGGUUGAAGAGAAAUAUUGGAUACUUUAUUCUUCAAACCUACAUGCCCUCCAUACUGAUUACUAUUUUAUCAUGGGUGUCAUUCUGGAUCAAUUAUGAUGCAUCAGCAGCAAGAGUUGCCCUUGGAAUUACAACUGUGCUGACUAUGACAACAAUCAACACUCAUCUGAGAGAGACUUUACCCAAAAUUCCAUACGUUAAAGCCAUUGACAUGUAUCUUAUGGGCUGCUUUGUAUUUGUCUUCUUGGCCUUACUUGAAUACGCCUUUGUCAACUAUAUUUUCUUCGGAAAAGGCCCUCAGAGGCAGAAGAAACUUGCAGAAAAAACAGCAAAGGCAAACAACGAUCGCUCAAAAUUUGAAGGCAACCGGGUGGACACCCAUGGAAAUAUUUUGCUAACAUCACUGGAAAUGCACAAUGAGGUGGCAAGCAAUGAGGUCACAACCAGUGUUACUGAUGCCAGAAAUUCAACCAUAUCCUUUGACAGCUCAGGAAUCCAGUACAGAAAACAAAGCUCACAUCGCGAAAGCCUUGGAAGGCGCUCAUCAGAAAGAACAGGCACCCACAGCAAGAGGACCCAUUUACGAAGAAGGUCUUCACAACUGAAAAUAAAAAUCCCUGAUCUAACAGAUGUGAAUGCCAUCGACAGAUGGUCAAGAAUGGUGUUUCCAUUCACAUUUUCUCUUUUCAACUUAAUUUACUGGCUAUACUAUGUUAACUGACUGACUGAACUUUUUUAAAGGACUUCAAUUACAAGUGAAGCACUACUUGCCUGCAGAGAAUAUAUAUAUUUAUAUAUAAAAAUAUAUAUGAACUUUUACUGUGUAGAGAAAACUCAUGUAUGUGUGAAUACAUAUAUCACAGAAUUGUGUGUAUAUGUAAGCACACUGAAAAGCAAAAGUAUAUAUAUGCACACAUACAUGUACAUGUUCAUUCUGAGGUUACGGACAAUUUAUCAUAGAAUGCACUUCAAAGGAACUUUUUACAUUGAAAGGCAGAUGUCGUCACAAGAACAAGCCUUGAGAAAGUAAGUGUUGUAUAUCAUUACUACAAAAUUUUGAUUGUCAUAGAAAUUUUCAAACAAACAGCUGUAAUGGUGUAUAUAGUCAGUAUUUAGUAACAUUGUUUGUAAAUGCUGCCAUACGCGCUAAUCAUAAAAUGAUAGCGAUACAUUGGUGAGUUUAAAAUAAGGCAUUUAUAUUGCAGAUCCAUCGACUGUAAUUUCAUCAAGCCAAAUUUGUUUUUCUUUGCUAAAAUGUCUUGGUUUUAUAUAUGUUGUAAUAGAAUUUUUCCCAGUCAUGAAUGAGUGUCAUUUUUUAGUGAUCUCUUGCUUUCUCUCCAGCAGUAAGCAAGCUGAUCCUAGGGGUGUUGCUCUAGGUCUUUGGAGACAUAUACAUGUUCAUCAUAUUUCAAACAAGCAUUUUAAGUGUCCAUCAACAGUGAAAAGAAUCUUUUGUAAGUACUGUAAAUGUGCAGCACAUUUUCCUUCCCGUGGACUAAUUCCAGCUGCCAUGUCAUUUUGAAAGAGAACAGCACAUUUUUAGUGUAAUUUAGCUGAGAAUUCAACUACUGUCAAUGUGUUCUACAUCUGCUAUAGAUUUAAAGAUUGUUAUUGCAGUGAAAGCAUAGAAGAUGUCUCAGGUUAUUUACUACUUCAAUGUGAAACCGUCUAGAUGUAGUCUUUUUUAAACACACAUUCACAUUAUUUAACAUUCUUAUAACAUUGUAUGUUAAUGUAAAAUAUGUUUGCAUAAUAUGCAUAUAUAAGUAUAUUUUCUCAAUAUUUUUCUUUUUUGUGCUUGCUAUCGUGACCGCAUGCUAUGUCAUAUUUUUGUUUCUGUGAUGUUACAAACUUUUUAUUCUCUAGAAUUGAGCAAAUAGAGCACUUCUAAAACUUUGAUUCAGUAAUGGAGCAUUUUCAUAUUUUAUUUAUAUACUUACAGUAUACACACGUACACUUAUAAAACUAGUGUGCUGCAGUCACAAAUCACAAAAGAUAGCAAACAGUGUGUCUUGUUUCAACAUUAACUGUGUUCAAAGAUUUUCUUCAUGUGAAUAUGGCCAGUUUUGUUUUCAUUCCAGUUCGCUCCCUCAUCAGGAUUCUAACUUUUUCAGCCUAGUAGAUUGUAGUUGUCAAGGUAUACCAAUUUCAAAUCUGUAAAACUUAAUUUGUUAUUUAUCACCACUGAACCUUUCUAAAGAAAAGAAGAUAUAUUUUUUGUAAACAGUGUUUCUACCAUGUACGCUCACAAAUAACAACAGAUACAGUAGCAUGAAUAGAUCUAAAAAAAAAAAAAAAUUCCAGGUGUGGCCCUGCCAAUUCUCUGCAUGUAGAAUUCCUGUGGAAAUCAAUGGGAAUUUUUGGCAGAUAGAGAGCUUUGAAUGCUAAUAGAGACAUCUGCGGGAGAAAAAUGUGUGGAUAUGCAUCUAUCAAAAAACCCCAGAUGGGAUGAAACUGGGAAGGCUGCCUUGGCUCUGUAAUGACCUGUAUUCUCAGUAGUACCUGAUUUAUCUGGGAGUAAAGCAGUGACACUUGCGCUGCUGCGGCAUACAGUCUGUUGUUUCCAUCCUCGACUGUUCGCAACUGAACUGUGAAACUUCCCUCUGGGCUGAAACUCAGCGUAGAACAUCUUGCGUUACAAAGUUGUUGUAAUCCCAGCCUUGGGGUUGCUUCUUGAACAGCAGCGCGCACCACACUGUUCUGCCUUGCAGCAAAACUGCAAUGUGAUCCCCAGCCUGGAGCAUUUACAGUAACCCCAGAUGCCAGCGCGUGCAGGAUCAGCACCGCAGUCCUGCUGCAUCGCUGGCAGUGGUGCAAAGCACCUAAGACUGCAGUUUUCAAGCGCUGCGUCUGCAAACAACUAUACAGUAUGAAGAGCCUGAAAGAAAUCCGUAUAGCUGGAACAGAAAAAAACGUUUUUUGAAAGCUCCUCAGUAUUAGCUCCCAUUGGUAAACCGUAAUAUAUUACAGGGUUGCUAAUACCUUUUCAAACUGUGAAGGGAUUAUAGAGCACAUUGUUAUCAUUAUAAUCAAAGUAAUUAAACAAUUCACCCCCUCCCGAAGUACAUAUUUAGUAGAAUUGUUAAAAAGCCUUCCCGAGAUUUUUUCUUAAUAUCAAAAUAUAAUUAAAAAAUUUUAAUUUUAAAAAACUUACAACCUGUAGCUUUUAUGGAGAAAAAUUACCUUCAUAAAAUGAUCUUCGAGGAAGUCUUUCAGUAAGUGCUCUGAACACCUAUGCUGAAAAAUGGGAUUCAAGACGACAGUGGUCUCAUGCUCACGAUUUAAUCACGGUUCUCGCUUUUCUUGAAGUCCUGGCUCCUGGAAUCCUGUGCUCAGGCAUGGAUCUUUAACAGCAAGGAGACUAUUUUAGUUGUGAUUGAUGGAAAUGUGUAUUCUGGAUCCUGUUGAAGUCAUCAGUGACUUCAGUCAGGAUUUUCAAGUAGAUGGGAAAAUUAUAGUCUUGCCUGAGUAAAGAAGCAGUACACAUUUUCAGGACCCAGGAAUGUGCAGGAAAACAAACAGGGUCUCUGAGGACGCCCCCUGUGCUCCCCUUUGCACAACUGGAGGGAGGCAUGUUACUGCAUCCCCUUUCAUGAAGCAGUACUUUACACCACCACCUUCUCCUCUCCUUGCCAAAAAUAGGCAAUUGGACACUUCAGCUUUUUCACAGGAUUUCAUGUUCAUGAGUCCAGCCGAGUUCCACGGGACACAGAGAGCUUGAACCUUGAACAGAUACAGCUAUGGGUUUGACUUGAAAAAAAGCCGGGAAAUUGCCACUUAAGGUUAACACUCCAUCCUUAACACACACUUUUGUGCCUUUUUUGCCAAUUCCCUUCCUCCAGUCCCUGCACCACUUCUUACACACAGAUGGACACACAACCAUGUGUUAAGAAUAGUGUUUGCCUUGAUCUCUCAUUUUCUGGCUAUUGUCACUUUAUGCUAACUGCAGUGUAUGAUUUUAACUAUAGGUGGCUUUGAGACUAAAAUGGUAAUUCCAACCAAAUUGCGCCAGAGUAAUGUAUUUCAUAGCUAAUUAACUCAUUUCUAACUCACACUACUAUAAAUAACAUUUACACAUCAUUUGUUUGUGAAAGGCAUUAAAGAAAACUGGAAUUAGCUUGUGUUGUGUAGCCCAAAGGGUCAAUAAACAGUAGAAAUAUGAUGGUGGUUUAACUCCGAGUUGAUUUCAUCCCAUUGUAAAGAUAAACUAAAACCCAGUCCUUUUUGCUUACGGCACAUUUCUGUAUUUUUGGUAUUCUUCAGCAAUGGAAAAAAAAGGAUAGUAAAAUGGAAUGAUGAAGAGAUGCUUUAUGAAAAUAUUGAUGAAUGAAUAUUCAUUUAUUAA
Struthio camelus australis is the source of this 4954-nucleotide messenger RNA. RefSeq names its product gamma-aminobutyric acid type A receptor subunit beta3 (gene GABRB3). The record is from RefSeq and is a predicted model, not a curated record. Lineage: Eukaryota; Metazoa; Chordata; Aves; Struthioniformes; Struthionidae. Gene Ontology annotation, molecular function: chloride channel activity; neurotransmitter receptor activity; extracellular ligand-gated monoatomic ion channel activity. Gene Ontology annotation, biological process: regulation of membrane potential; signal transduction; nervous system process. Gene Ontology annotation, cellular component: GABA-A receptor complex; neuron projection; synapse.